UUUAAGUCACCUGCACAGCUUUCACGUGUCAGAAACACUGGUGUCAAACCUGAGAUCUUGAAGGACGUUGGAAAAGCAAUCACAACUCUUCCAGAGGACUUUAAGCCUCACAGAGCAAUAAAAAAGGUUUAUGAUGAGCGUAAGAAAAUGAUUGAGACAGGGGAGCGUGUUGACUGGGCAUUGGGAGAAGCACUUGCUUUUGCAACAUUGCUGGUGGAAGGAAAUCAUGUUAGGUUGAGUGGUCAGGAUGUUGAGAGAGGUACUUUCAGUCACAGACAUUCUGUUCUUCAUGAUCAGGAGACCGGGGCAAAGUACUGUCCUCUUGAUCAUGUUAUGAUGAACCAAAAUGAAGAGAUGUUCACCGUGAGCAACAGCUCCCUUUCAGAGUUUGGUGUUCUGGGAUUUGAACUGGGUUAUUCAAUGGAAAAUCCAAACUCUUUGGUUCUCUGGGAAGCCCAAUUUGGUGAUUUUUCCAACGGAGCUCAAGUAAUAUUUGACCAGUUUUUGAGCAGUGGAGAGGCCAAGUGGUUGCGCCAGACUGGGUUGGUUGUGCUUCUUCCACAUGGUUAUGAUGGCCAGGGCCCUGAGCAUUCCAGUGCACGUUUGGAACGGUUCCUCCAGAUGAGUGAUGAUAACCCCUUUGUCAUUCCGGAGAUGGAACCUACAUUGAGGAAACAGAUCCAGGAAUGUAACUGGCAGGUGGUGAAUGUGACAACUCCUGCAAAUUAUUUCCAUGUGCUCAGGCGUCAGAUUCACAGAGAUUUCCGUAAACCUCUUAUUGUGAUGUCCCCGAAGAACUUGCUCCGUCACAAGGAGUGCAAGUCAAACCUGUCUGAGUUUGAUGAUGUCCAAGGUCACCCAGGUUUUGACAAACAAGGUACCCGGUUUAAGCGUUUGAUAAAAGAUCAGAACGACCACUCAGAUCUUGAAGAGGGUAUCAGACGCUUGGUCCUUUGCUCUGGAAAGGUGUAUUAUGAGCUUGAUGAGGAGAGGAAGAAAGUUAGUGGGAAAGACGUUGCAAUCUGUCGGGUGGAACAGCUUUCUCCUUUCCCAUACGACCUUGUUCAACGUGAAUUGAAGCGAUAUCCAAAUGCGGAGAUUGUUUGGUGCCAAGAGGAGCCAAUGAACAUGGGUGCAUACAGUUACAUUGCACCACGUCUUUGUACUGCGAUGAAAGCACUGGGCAGAGGUGAUAUGGAUGACAUAAAAUAUGUUGGUCGAGCUCCUUCUGCUGCCACAGCUACUGGUUUCCAGCAGGUUCAUGUGAAAGAACAGACCGAGCUUGUCCAGAAAGCCUUGCAACAGGAUCCAAUUAAUUCUCCCUGAAGCUGAGGCUUUGUUCUAUUCUUUGCAAUAAGUACCAAGACUGAUGGUGAAAUAAGAGAUCUAACUCUAUACAAACUACUUUCUGGUGAAAGUUUUGAUUCUUUGGGAAACAGGGGCAUAUUGUUUGUGCUCUUUUUUCUUUUUUCUUGGUUAAACUCAAUUAAUGCUUAUAGUAUCCUAGAUCUGUACAAAUAAAAUGUCAGAACUAAGUGUCCUGUUCUCCCUUCAAUUCUUGUGAGAGAAUGAACUCCACUAUUUGUCCUCAGAGCUGGCGAUACAUUUGCAGAUUUUGUUUCCAGUUUGUCAUUGACCCAUUUAAAAGAAGAAUGAAUGAAAGCUCUCCUUAUUCUCCUA
Molecule: messenger RNA, 1680 nt
Organism: Nicotiana tabacum (common tobacco)
Lineage: Eukaryota; Viridiplantae; Streptophyta; Magnoliopsida; Solanales; Solanaceae
Source: RefSeq, a predicted model, not a curated record